AUGCAGAUCACAGUACCAAAAAAGGCAUUCCCCUCGGAGCAAGAUCCUGAUGCUAUGCCAAGCGACUCAGCAACCACGAUGCGAGUGUGGCAAUCUUUCGUCGUACGAUGCGCGACGACGGGCGUGACUUCGGCCGCUCAAUCAUGGUCACGCAAGAGGAAGAUCGGGUGGGCAGAAUUGAUCAAAAAAGCCGCCAAGUCCAGGACCGAGGCAGAUCCAUUGGCAAAGAAACAGGAUAAAGUUCAUGCAAGGCGCGUGGUAAAAGAGGGAAAGAUGGAAAAGAUGGCUGGGAGUAUCACAACGCCGCCCUUUGAGAUGCGAGUGUCCUGA
This is a messenger RNA of Aureobasidium namibiae CBS 147.97, 330 nucleotides long. RefSeq lists its product as uncharacterized. The record is from RefSeq and is a predicted model, not a curated record. Bases 1 to 330 code for a protein of 109 amino acids. NCBI's taxonomy places the organism in Eukaryota, Fungi, Ascomycota, Dothideomycetes, Dothideales, Saccotheciaceae. The transcript is spliced from 3 exons.